AUGGAUGAGGCAGUAGAUCAGAGAGAUGAAGCAGUUGAUGAAUUGCAUACGGUUCCAGUCAGUGAAGAUGUUGUUGUCGAUUUAUCAUGUUCAGAUCCAAUAGAGUUAGACAUUGAUGGUUCUUCUUCAAUUCCAGUUGAUGAAGAUUUGGUUGAUGUUGUUGUAAGUAACGGGGUUGAAGCUUAUGAGUUGUAUAACAAUUAUGCAUAUAGAGCUGGUUUUAGUGUGAGGAAGGGUAAUCAACGGUGCAAGGUAUAUAGUAAAACAGUCCAAAUGAAGAUGUUUAUGUGUUCUAAAGCUGGUUUUAAGGUUAAGGCAAAUGCUGGUGUUAGGGCAUAUUCAAAAAUUGACAUAAGGACAGGGUGUGGUGCAUGUGUUCAGUUUGACGUGGGUGAGGAUGGGUUGUGGACAGUUACAAAACACGUAAAAGUGCACAACCACGAGUUAUGUGCUGUAGACAAGAGUCAUCUUCUCCGUUCACAUAGAAAUGUGGGUGAUAAUCAGCUGUUAUAUUUAAAAGAUUUGAAGAAGAGUGGUGUUGCAAUGGCAUAUGGUAUUAGGUUUUUGAAACAUCAAGCAGGGGGGUCUCCAUUAAUUGGUUUCACUAAUCGAGAUGCUUAUAAUUCGAUUGCUUCAGAUACAUCAAAGCGUUUGGAUGGAACAGAUUCGAACUCAUUAAUUGAAAUAUUUAGGAAGAGGUAA
Ipomoea nil (Japanese morning glory) is the source of this 702-nucleotide messenger RNA. RefSeq names its product protein FAR1-RELATED SEQUENCE 5-like. The record is from RefSeq and is a predicted model, not a curated record. Bases 1 to 702 code for a protein of 233 amino acids. Lineage: Eukaryota; Viridiplantae; Streptophyta; Magnoliopsida; Solanales; Convolvulaceae. The transcript has 3 exons.